AUGCCAUUGAAUAAAUUAAUUCGUGAUGGAGAUAAUCAAGAUUUGACAAAUGAACGAUUCAAAUCGUAAGUUCUAUAAACUUCUAGUUUCUCGAAUUAAUAUCCAACAUUUUAUUUAGAACUUUCGACACAGAUUUGAUGGCUUCAGAACUCCGAGGUGGACCAGAAAAACUGGCGCGCGUUCGUGAACUUCGAGAUGAAAUCACAAAACGAGGACAUCUUUUCGAAGUAAUUCCAUCAGCUCAUCGAACUCGAAUUGAAAGAAUUGAAGAUGUUAGUAAAUUAACCAAAAAUAUGAUGGAAAUUCUUCCCGAAAUUGCUGAUGUUACAAGUAACUUUGAAAUGAUCACAGUACUCCGUGAUGUUAUUGGAAUCGAAGGGUUUCCCUUAGCUAUUCAUAGUUUGAUGUUUGUUCCAACCAUUCAAAAUCAAGCGGAUGAAGAGCAAAUUGAAUUGUGGUUGAUGGAUGCGAUUCAGGGGAAGAUUAUUGGAACUUAUGCUCAAACUGAACUUGGACAUGGUGAGUUUUUUUUUGUGUCAUGGAAAAUUUAUCAGCUCUUGAAACUUUUGAAACACGAGAGAAAACUUUGCCCGAAUUUUUCAACUGAUAAGGUUGCGAAUUUGUUGAAUUUGUCUUGGAAUUAUGACGUAGAAAGAUGGGUGUUGCAAGAAAAAAAAGUUAUAAAUUGACACGUUUAUAGAUGUCCUGCUAAUUUUAGGCGUAGAUCAAAAUUACAGUAAUCCGGAGGACCUUUUUCGAUUCUGGGAAUCCACAGUAACCCAGGAUUCUUAUUCUGAGAUUCUGAAAAAUUUCGAAGAUCAAAAAUACAGGUACUUUUUCUGAAUCAUUUUUGGAUUCUAGAAAUUUACAGUAACCCAGGGGUUCCAAAAAUUGGUAGCUCAAAACUACAGUAACCCAAAGCUCAUCUUGAUCCUCACAUAACUCUUUGGUUUCUACAGUAUUUUGUCGAAAAUACAGUAUCUCAGAAGCUAGAAAAUCCACGUGUCAUUUUCAGGAGCCCAGAAAAUUAACGUGGGAUUUUCAAGAAGCUAUAAUAUCUACGUGAAGUUUUCAAAAUGCUAGAAAACCACGUGGUAUUUUCAGGAGGCAACAAAAUCCACGUGUUUAUUUUUUCCAGGAACAAAUUUGUCGGCCAUCGAAACCACGGCAACAUUCGAUCCAUCAACAGAUCAAUUCAUAAUCCACACACCAACAACAACCGCCAACAAAUGGUGGCCAGGCGGUCUUGGAAGUUGUUGUACUCAUGUGAUUCUUGUCGCCAAUUUGAUAAUCGAUAAUAAGAAUUAUGGACCUCACCCAUUUUUCAUGCCAAUUCGAAAUACUCAAACAUAUCUUCCGAUUCCUGGAGUUCGUGUUGGUGACAUCGGAACAAAAAUGGGGAUUAAUUGUGUGGAUAAUGGAUUCCUUGGUUUUGAUAACUAUCGAAUUCCACGUCGAAAUAUGUUAAUGAAGCAUAGUAAAGUAUCAAAAAAUGGUGUUUAUACAGCUCCAUCUCACCCAAAAGUUGGUUAUACAACCAUGCUUUAUAUGAGAUCUGAAAUGAUUUAUCAUCAAUCACAAUAUCUUGCGAUGGCUUUAAUUAUAGCAAUUCGAUAUUCAGCUGUUCGUCGACAAGGCGAAAUUCAAGCUGGACAACCUGAAGUUCAAAUCAUUGAUUAUCAAACUCAACAAUAUCGAUUGCUCCCGGGAUUAGCACGAUGUAUCGCAUUCAUAACUGCCGCUGAAACAGUUCGUAGCAUGACUGAAAAUUGUUUCAAAGGUCUAGCUCAUGGAAAUUCCGAACUUCUAGCUGACCUCCAUAAUUUAUCCUGUGGUUUGAAAGCGGUUGUGACAAAUCAAUCGAGUCAAUCAAUUGAUCAAGCAAGACAAGCUUGUGGUGGACACGGAUAUUCGGAUGCUAGUUAUAUGCCAACACUUUUCAGUUAGUUUUUUUUGUGAGGUGGAAAUAUGUAGAGAAAAUAAUGCGAUUUUUUUAGCCAGCGCAAUUGCUGCUUGCACUUAUGAAGGUGAAAAUAUUGUGAUGCUUUUGCAACUCGCAAAAUAUCUAAUGAAAGCUAUGGCAAAAAUUGAUGGAUCUUCGGAAGAACUUGGAGUUUUGAUGCAAUAUUUGAAAAAUGAGAAGAGCUCGAAAGGUUGGUUUGGAAGACUUUGGGUCUAAAAUUAGGCUAGUUUGGAAGUCCAAAACUAGGCUUUUUGAGGGCAAGACUAGGCUGAUUUUCCAAGAGAUUUCCGGUUCGAAGUUAGGCAGGUCUAGAAGAAAUUUGGCCUAAAAUUAGGCUGAUCAAAUGUAGAUUGAUUUUGAGCCGGUCAUCAUGAGUUUAUAGGCUUUUUUAUGCUUUUUGGGUCAAAAAGGCUGGUUUGGAAGCCCAAAACUAAGGUUUUUCAGUACAAAAAUAGGCUGUUCAAAAUAAAGCCGACUUCGGGUCCAAAACUAGGCUUUUUGGGCCCAAAACUAGGCUGGUUUCGAAGACUUCGGGUGCAAAAUUAGGCAUUUUGAAGCCUAAAUUAAUUUUCAAACCCAAAUCUGGCCAUAUUUCAGACAACGAACUCAUUUGCCACUUCGAACACAUUGCUCGACAAAGAGUUCAUCACGCUUAUCGUCAAAUGAAAUCCCUCGAAACUUCCGGAAUCAACAAAGAUGUUGCAUUCACCUCGUGCUCUGUUGAUAUGGCAAAAGCUGCGAGAGCCCACACCAAACUUUUCAUCGCAAAUGGUUUUGUUGAGAGAUGUCAGCAAGUAAAGGAGCCAGAAAUUCGCAAAGUUUUUGAUGAUCUUUUGGAAUUAUACUUGUGUUAUGAAUUAUCGGAAAUGGCUUUGGAUCUUAGUUUGGAUGGAUAUCUGAGCUCUGAAGGAGUUUAUGAUUUGAGACAUCGGAUUUAUGAAGCAAUGAGAAGACUUCGACCAAAUGCUGUUUCCAUUGUGGAUUCUUUUGAUAUUUGUGAUCGUGAAUUGAGAUCUGUAAGUUCUAUAGAAGCGGUUGAACAAAUUUUUGGUCUCCCUCAGUCUAGAUAAGCCUGAAAUUAAUUUCAGAACUUUUUGUGUGAAAUUUGGGUUGAACUUACCCCUAAAAAGCAUAUGAAAGCCUAAUGGGCCGAAAUUUGAAACAAGCCUAAAUAAGCCGCGAUUUGGCCUUGAAAUUUUGAGCCUAUAAUGUUUAGGCCCGCCUGACCAAUCCACAAAAAAAAAUAUUUCAGGUUCUCGGCCGCCGUGAUGGUCAUGUUUACGAAAACCUCAUCAAAUGGGCUCAAAUGAGCCCUCUCAAUCAAAAAGGUCUUCCACACGUUGAAAAAUAUUUGAAGCCAAUGACAAAUAGCAAAUUGUAA
Molecule: messenger RNA, 3344 nt
Organism: Caenorhabditis angaria
Lineage: Eukaryota; Metazoa; Nematoda; Chromadorea; Rhabditida; Rhabditidae
Source: the annotation of a GenBank genome assembly